Molecule: messenger RNA, 6802 nt
Organism: Podospora pseudocomata
Lineage: Eukaryota; Fungi; Ascomycota; Sordariomycetes; Sordariales; Podosporaceae
Biological process (GO): protein K48-linked deubiquitination
Cellular component (GO): nucleus
Molecular function (GO): ubiquitin binding; cysteine-type deubiquitinase activity
Source: RefSeq, a predicted model, not a curated record
GGCAGGCAAGUCCCCUGAUGACGAUGAGGUGGAGACGGUGCUCCUUACCCCACGGGGCCACGGGCAGCGCAUGGACCACUAACGGGUUAGGGGAGAAAGAACCCCAGAAACAGUUGGUUGGCUUACACGAUCGAUAGACCAUCCUCAAUCAUUUCAGCUCCAUCUCGUGCAACUCGGCUUUUCUGCCCCAAGCUUUCCGCAUCUCUGCCGUGCCAUUGUGCGGCGGUGUGUGCUGUCUGGCGAUGGAUGAUACGGCGAAUAUCGACAGCUCACCCACGUUACAUUUUGAGCACGCUCCCCGCUAAUUUGUAACCAUGAGAAGAUGUAAUUGGUGCCCCUGGCUGCACCGUCGAGACCGCCUCCCGCAGCCCCUCAGAAGAAUCACUAUUCGAAGAGCCCUUCGUUGUACACUGGCACACCUCGUAGGGCACUAUGACGAUGGUGUCAGCGAGCACGAAUCGGAUCGAUGAGCGUCCUGACGUCUGCCGCCGGCACGACCCACUUGGCCGAGUGCUCACCAGUCACAGGUGCAUCGCCAUUGAAGCAAUUGACGUCCCCUCGAGCAGUUUGUUUGAUAUUGGCUGGAAUCUCGGCCUUCUGCCCACAGCUAGUUCGAGCCAAACCUGUGGCUGUCAGAGAACACCAUGCACGGCCGAUGGGGAUAGAACCUGGUUUGGAUUGGUUCAUCUGCAAGCCAUCACUGGCAAUCCGACACCAGGACCGAGAGCGUAGAGGGCUCGCAGCUGGCAGUACGACAGUGGAACGAAAGACUGGCACCGUUAACGCAACAUAUCCAACAGUCCACCAAACCGGCGACGAAACCGAAAAAGCCACCACGACAGCAAGCCCGAGGUUGGGUCUAGUUCAUGCCAGCCAGCCCCAAUGCAUGGGCCCUCUUCCUGCUGGCACACUUUGCGGCAUGGAUGAGUCUGGGAAUCCUUGCAAAGGACCAAUAGAGCGCCGUCUCCAUCCAUCCUUCAGCAUCGUGAACCUGCUUUCAAAAUCGCCGCUGGAAGAUUUUCUCAACACUUUUGUCAUCAACCUGCGAGUGUAGACGCUAGCACCUUCGCUUCAUCCAGAGGGCACAUGGCACGUCAAGCUCCGGCUUGGCACUGCUACAUUCUCCAGGUCAUCGAGCAACUCUUGCUACGCUACGCUGAGCUAUCCCAUGUCUCGGCUCGCCAGGGUAGCAGUCUUCAAACGGGGGUACGGCGUUUGGACAGAUCGACAAUGCUCCCUUCUGCACUUGUCCGUGGCUGAUGAAGCGGACGCCGUUGUUUCCUCAAGAUUGAACACUUCGCCAUGAGGUACCGGCUACCUAACACGAGGGCGCCACUUUUCAGUUGAGCCGAGCUCCAAUUUGAACUUGUACAACCUGUGCCACUGAGGAGCAUAAGGAACAUUUCAUCUGACAUAUGCUCGUUGCGUCAGCCCAACGCCCACCGGAAGAACGUUGACGAUCCGACUCGGCAGGGUUGAGCAUCGUGGUUGAAUGAGACUUGAUACGUUAUCGCGCAACUGCCGGGAAUCCUCAACCUAUGCAUUGAAGGUGCGGUUUGGAGGUUGUUUACAGAAUGGCUCGUAAACUCCACAUUCCCGGUAGCAUGUAGUUGGAGAAGCACAGAUGCCAACUCCAGCACUGGCCAGAAGACGCACAACACACCUUCCCCUGACGGCAGCUUGUGACGGAUGUCGAUCAGACCCGCUAGUCCGAUCUGGAAACCCGUUCUGCCAGUACAAUUCCGGGUUGUCCAGGACGCACGCACGGUAUCUGGCUAAGCAAUGCUCAGAUCAAGUUUCUUCCCGGUUCAAAAGUGUGUUGACAUAACCUCACAGUUAAUUUGCUUGGGAAGGCGGGUAUAAUGUGGCAGAUAAAGACAUAAGGUCCGUUCUCGGGCAACACGGACGGCUCUUUCGGUACAUAUAAAUUAACUAUCCAAGUGUGCCCUUUCCCAUGACAUGGGACAAGCGACCAGCAGGCGGGGGACUAUGCCCGAGUCCAGCGAGCUCCGUGAACGGCAGGCAGGCAUAAAAAACAUUUCCGCUAUGCUGUUCCGAUGCCGACUGGGCAGAGACAAAAGCGUUUCGUGAGGUAUCCUCGGCGGUCAGGGCCAUGAAAACUAAAAAGACAGGGCCUUUCCGGAAAGGUUGACCGGUAGUCAUGGCAUGGCAUGUCACCGCUCACGUCAACACCGGUACUCGUCCCUGAUCUCGCCAUGCCGCUGGCUGAUUCUCGACUGGUGUUUCGGCAUCGGCGUCAAUACCACCAGGUGCAGGGGCCCGUUGGAGUUGCAGUCUCUCUCGGACCAAGGAGGUACCAGCAUCUCCUGAUGCCACACCCAUGGAGCCACAUCACACACCUCUACCGGCUACUUGCCCACCGUGAUCGUGUAAGAGCCAGCUGUCAAGGCUGCAUGCCGGGCAUUUGCGGCAAGCCCUCAUUGAACACCACAGCGCCCUGCUGGACAAGUUUUUUUUCUUUCUUGCUGGAUAUCAAGCGAUAGCGCUGACAUCAAUGGCUCACCACACUACAACACAACCUGUUCACGACAAACGCAUCCUGCAAAGCGGCAUCUGGACAUUUUGCAAGCUUCGGCAUUGUAUUUGCCCUCUACACUUCGAAACCUAUAAUUACCCGGCCCUGGACUCGGGGAGGAGGCUGGAGCUUCUUGAGCACCCCUGUUCUUCCGAUUUCUUGAAGUUGCGGGCAGCGGGCUCGAGUGUCUCGCAGGGCGCCCCGGCACCCUGGUAUCCCAGCAAUACCCCGGGCUCCCAGCAUCCAGGAUCAGGGGCAUUCAGGAUUUUGAAGAGAAGCGGAGCAGUGACAGAAUUUCAAAGCUCCCACACUCUCUGCACAAAGAAGGGCACACACACACACACACACACACACACACACACACACACACACAAACAGGAGGACGAAGGCUGCAAGGCCCAGGCAGUUCGUAACUUUCACCACGCUCAUUUUGCUCCCACGGAACACACACGCCCUGGGGUUGGGACUCGUGAAAGGCGGGAGCUCAGACCUCAUGGUCCCCUGUCUCAUCGUGGUGUGCUCGUUCAUCGUCAACGGCAGUCCGGGAACCCCCGGCAAGCCUCAUGGGCAUGGGGACUUGCAGCUAAUAAAGGCCGCCGAGAAUUAGCAAAUCCGACUCUGUUUUUGCGCUGGGCGGGCCAGUGCGUCCGGGGGGUGGGAGUGUGGGAGGGGGAAAGCAACACCAGGGUAGGUAAGGAGGAGGACCAGGAGGGGGGUGGCAUCUCCUGCGGAAGACGGAGCAACAGAGCCCAAAAAAAAAAAAAAGGUAAAAUGAGUUCUGACGAUGGGUGGUGGCCAGGGGCGGGCAGGCAAUUUUCGAAAAAAGUAGUGGACAGCAUAACUGCAUGAGGGAGGUUGACACCAGCCUGUAGGGUGCGGAUUAAUUGGCAGCAAUAAUUGGGGCCUAGUAGCAGCACUGCAGCAGCUAGCAGUAACGCUGUCUCCACCCGAGGGUCGACUUUGGACGCUCGCUUGCCUUUCCAAUCUCUCACAAGUCAGUCCCAGGUCGCCUUUUCUCUCUUUUUUUUUUUCUCGUCCCGUCAUGUACGGGGUGUCUGUCGCUGUCGCGUUUCUUAAUACCUGGGUAGUGUGUUAUUAUUAUUAUGCCCCUUCCUCCCAUCCCAACUCGUCCCGUCUCGUCCGUCUCUUCUCUUAUCCUCUCCUCUCCUCUCCUCUCCUCCUCCUUUCCAUUUCUUCCCGUCCGAUCCGCCCGCCUCUUAUACUACGUACCUCUCCCAAGGUUGACGCCGUAGCUGGUCCUUGGUUGUGUGUGUCCGCCCGUCGCUCUCGCUCUUGGCUUUCUCUGGUACCAUCCGCUGGUGAAGUCGGUCGUUGUGAAAAUCACUUAUCAUUUUAUUUGUUUUUUUGUUUACUUUUACCCAUCCUCGUCUGUUCUUGUUCUUUCAUGCGUACCUCUCCUCCUCGGUUUUACAAGUGUCGCUGGCGGUCCCGCUGUGGUUCCCCGAUCCGAUAAUAAGAGAGACCUGACACACACGACGGUACGGUACAUACCUAUCACACCUGAACGGGCUGUGUGUGCAAACGAACGACGGAACGCUGGAGUAGCCAACACGCAGUAGGGCAACACACACCAGACAGAGAGAAAAGAUAAAACAAACCUGUUUUCUUAGAUACAUAUCUCUCUCUCCCUCUCUCCCUCUCUCUCCCUCUCCCUCUCCCUCUCUCAGGCUGCUGCCGCUGCCGCUGCUUGUGCUGCUGCCGCUCGCCGGUGCUCUCUAGUGAUCCGAUCAGCAACCUGCACCUCCACCAGGACAUACCUCUAGCUAGAAAACCGAACAAGAGAAUCCGGCAUGUACGAACAAGACCCAGCAGCCCAGUUCGUCCAUCAAGUGUCGGCUGGAUACUCGCUGCCCCAGACGUUGCCCCAGUACACAUUCGAUGAGACACCGUUGCGCUUAACGGACCGGCGUGGACGCGGUGGUGGAUAUGGCGGGCUGGGAGGGCCUGGGGUAGGAGGCGCGGCCGGCAGGUCCCUGCUUUAUUCGCCCAUUUUCAGCACGCCAGCAAGCGCCAACGCUGCGGGCGUCGGCCCCGCAUCUUCUGCCGCCGGCCACUUCAGCUUCCACACCACCUCUGCAACCUCCGCCUCUGCUCUCACCUCGUCCGUCCCCGCUACCACACAUCACCGGUCCUCGCCGCCACAUUUCGCCAUUCAAAAGAUGGAGCCAAAUCCCGAGGAUCUAGUCGCCCAGGAGGCGGCCGCCCGGGAAUUCCAACCCCAGCUCGAGGGCCCAUUCGUAGGCGAAAAGACGCCCAGCUCCGCCAUCACGAGCGAAUAUGCCAAGGCCGAUCCGGUAUACAUCCAGAAGACGGCGGUGUUACCCCGGACUUACUCGCAUUACCGCCCGAUCCAAGGUGACGGGAACUGUGGCUGGCGGGCCAUUGCCUUUGGCUACUUCGAGACGCUGGUAAAAGGCGGCAACAAGGGCCAGAUCGAGGCCGAGAAGCUACGUCUGGAGGGUCUCAACAGCUACAUCGAGACCAUUGGCGGCCACUCCCCAUAUGUCUAUACUGACUUUGUCGAGGAGACUUUGCUCCUCCUCGACAGGGUUGCCGCCCUUGCCGGUGACCCUGAGCAGGCCAUGAGAGAGGUAUAUGCGACCUUCAACGACUCCGAGAUCGGCAACGCCAUCAUGUACCACUUUCGCCUGCUGGCGAGUUCAUACCUGAAGGGCAACCAGGAUACGUAUGGCGCUUUCGUCACGGACGAGGCAGGUGUGCAGGGUUAUUGCAGCAACGUCCUGGAGCGUCAUCAGGUCGAGAUUGACCACCUUGGUGUCUCGUUACUGGUCGAUGUGCUUCUCAAGCCUGUCGGUUUUGUUUUGGAAGUGGCUUACCUUGACCGCAGUCCUGGCUCCGAAGUCAAUUCGUACCGGUUUCCGGAGGAGGCCAGGGACCGACACCCAUCGACACUUGGACCCAUCAUCUACCUCCUGUUCCGUCCCGAUCAUUACGACCUUCUCUACGUUGCCGAGCCCGAGCCAAUUCCCGAGCCCGUUACUGUGCAGGUUCAUCGCGUGGCAUUUUCACCCACCUACGAUAUCGCCAGCGCCCCUGCUUCCAUGCCUAGCUACGGCAUCAACAUGGGGGUGCUCGGCAUGCUUCCCGGCUUUCAUGGGCCGCCACCGGGUCUAGCCCCAACCCUUCUGGAUACCAGCCCAUCACCAUUGUCGGCAUACAGCCCGAGUCCCACGUCAACCUGGAUGACCCCACCCUUUGCUGAGCCUCCUCAGCAGGCGCCUCCGGUCUCUGUCGCGGUACAAGCGGCCCCGGUUCCCAUGUCGCUGCCCAUCCAUACAGCUCCGGCGGUAGCUCCGGCAGCACCUUUGCAGACACACCCACUGCGUUUCAGCGAGUACUGCCAGCUUCCCGAGUACGUAGAGAACGACACAUGGCGCGAACCCAGCUUCCAAACGUCGACGUUUCGGAACAGCCAUUUCAACGUUGCGCACUACAACAACCCCAACUUUCAGCCCGAGGAAUAUCGGCCCGAGGCUGAAGACUACGAGGGACCGCAGCGCGGAAACGGGAAGAAGCGCGCGAGCGUCUAGCAGUUACAGACCAAAAAGAAAAAGUUCGAAACAUUGAUGGAUGGCUGUGCCAACCAUUCACCUAGUACAGCACACACAACAGAUUCCAAAUGACGCCGGUAUGGGGUUGGAGGAACAUAAUACCCAGGUUUGGCGAGCCAGCGACAGAGAGCGAUAAUUCGAUGACGACGAUCAAUAUAGCAGCCGCAGGGGGGGUUGUACUGGAGCGUUCGUUUAUCCCAAUCCCCGGGGGCUCAUGCAGCAUCUCCCGGUUUGUUUCGACCAUCUCACAGCAAAUCAUUCGGGGGCGCAUGGAACGCAACGCUUGCUUUUGUUCUCUUUUAUUUUCUUUGGGUCCGGCAAAGUCCACGAUAAUUCCCUCAUCAUAACCCUCUCGGGCCGCAGGAAAGAAAACUAGGUCCCUCUUCCUGGCUGGCCUUUUUGGUCAGAAGUAGACUGGACCCACAAGCCGAGCUCCUUUUUGUGCAAUGCCUUCGCCAGCAUUUCAGAGGGAACCGAAAGUCACGCAACAAUGGAAACUGCAAGUCCAUUUUUUUUUAUUUUUGACAUUGGAGUUAUUGACUUUACUCCUGUACGGGGUUUUGCUAUAUUUUUUCUUCUUUGGUUUUCCUGCUUAGUAUUGUCUUGUAUUGUUGUUGACAUGUCUCAUGAUACACAGGUGUUCAGGAAUGGGAGCUUUUAGCCUUUUUUUUUU